AUGGACCUUGAAUUAGAAGACUCCGGAUACCUGUGCGCUUUGGAAGGGCAGAAGACGCUCGAAUUGGCCGACGAAAAGAAACAGGCCAACUUCGAGCUCGGUGUCGCGAUGCUGGUGCACGGAUGGGACAUCCUGACCACCGCCGUGGACAAUAACUGGGGUGGACCCGAGUCGGCUGAGAAAAGAGACUGGAUCAGCGCGAUCGUGGUAGACCUGUUCAAGCAGAACAAGGAAGUCGACAUCAUCUUGAUCCACGAGACGUUGUUCAACGCCAUGGAGGACGAGUUCGACGUUCUUGUCGAGGAUCACAGCACAGUUCACAUCGCAUCUGCCGUGGUCCAGGUUUACCAGGACUGUCUUGCUGGAACAUUCGAUCGUGUGCAGUCGAUGUACCAAAAGUACUUGCAGAAGCAGGAGUACCGCAAAACCCACGGCGUCCAGAAAGUCGAACUCCCAAGUGACGAGAGCGGAGACGACGACGACGACGAAGAUGAAGACAUGAUGGACGUCGAACACAACCACGACCACCACGAUCAUCACCACAGCCGCGAGCCUAUCGUCGACGACGACGGAUUCACAGUGGUCACCAAGGGAAGACGUUAA
Messenger RNA from Ogataea philodendri, 603 nucleotides. RefSeq lists its product as uncharacterized. The record is from RefSeq and is a predicted model, not a curated record. Gene Ontology annotation, biological process: maturation of SSU-rRNA from tricistronic rRNA transcript (SSU-rRNA, 5.8S rRNA, LSU-rRNA). Lineage: Eukaryota; Fungi; Ascomycota; Pichiomycetes; Pichiales; Pichiaceae. Bases 1 to 603 code for a protein of 200 amino acids. Gene Ontology annotation, cellular component: nucleus. The transcript has a single exon.